GCGCAUAUGCACAAAGCCCCACUGCACUAUAUAAGGCCACUAUCUUCAAUACUGCAUGUUGGGCUUGGACACUCGAGUAGAAUCUACCUACAGACACUCUCACUCUGAAAGACCAGCUGCCCAAUGGCUACUUGUGGACAUGAGAGUGGACAGUCAUCGCCACUAGUUAAGAAGUGUGGUGACCUGUCUACACUGUAUGUAAAACUAUUUCCUGCUUGUGCUAAAUGGUACAAUAUUGGAUUGAACCUGAUGCUCAGUAAUGACGUACUGGAAAAGAUAGGGAUUGCACAACAUGACAAUACUGAGAACUGUCUACGUGAAAUGCUGGCUAAACGACUGCAGGCAGUUGGUCCCCUCUCGUGGAAGGAGGUGUGCAACUGUCUCCGAUCUUCAACCGUGACUCGUAACGAUGUGGCAGAAGAGAUUGAAGAUUGGAGAAAAGAAACGGCGGGUAACGCGCACUCUCAAUCGUUUGUAACUGUUUCUCCUUUUUCAAAAUCAGCGACUGGUUCCGUAACUGAUUUCUCCAGCCUUGAAGACCAAGUUAAACACCUGGAGUCAAAGUUUCAAUUGCUGACAAAUGAAGCUUACCGAUUGCUCAAGCAAUCUGGUGUCAGUAUAGACGAUUUCUACGCUACUAUAUCAAGCAUGAAACUCUCACUAAAGCACCUUGCGGGAAAAUAUGUCAGAGAAUGUUUUAUGAAAACAAGCAACUUUUCGAUGAUUUGGGGUGAUUUAAAUCAAUUCUGGGAUUUCUUCAACUGUGAGCUUUUCCAACACGUGGUUCGAGUCAUGUUCACUGAAGAUGACAAUCCUUUGCCGAGCAAACUAGCCGAGUACGAGAAUGAACUGGAAAUAUUUCUUCAUGGAACAAAGCUUUGUGAUUUCGUUGAGUAUUGGCCAUUUACAAUCACAAAACCAAAGCAAACAUCGAUAAAAAAGCUUAAAAGAGUAAUCGUUACUGUAUACAAGAAAUGGGAAGAUUGCACCUUGCACGAUGUAAAGAAAACUAGAAGAAUUUUUUCGAAAGAGUUUUCGCUACCUAAAGAGUUUAUGGUUCUGGCAGGUGUUAGUGAGAGCAGUGUGUGCAUCCUCUGGUACGUUCCUCCUUCUCUGGCUAGCUCAAUAGAGCAACAGAUGAAACAAGGAAAGAGUGGCUUUUUAGCAGACAAUAGCUUUUUAUCCAUCAAUAUCGAUGGUGUCCAACUCGACCUCUUAACUCCAGGCCAAAAGAGAAUGUGCACAUCUAUGCUAAAUUCAUUGGAAGACAAAGACCAGCUGACCGUAUUUCACUGGCUGUUUAAAAGAGGUUACAAAGUUUAUAUUGCUGAUAUCCUUAAAGAAAGGAAAAUGAGAAUUCAUGUAAAUAACUCCUGGUCUGAUCGCGACUUCUUUGUGGCUAGCUACUGCAUUGCUCGGUCAAACUGUGCAUGGGUUAUUGAUUUUAGUGGCUCAUCCAUAGAAGAUAAGAAGAUGACUUUGUUCCUUCAAGCACUAUGUAGUGCCAAUAGAGGAGAGCAGGGAAAUGCUUUCAUCACAUCAAUAGACUUCAGGUCUAAUGAUCUCACCUCACAAAGUCUCCGAUACAUGCAAGACAUUCCUGCUCACUUCCUACACCACCUGAAGACGCUUGAUGUUUCCCAUAACAAUCUUGACGGUACUGCUAUGGCCCACAUUGCUAAAGCCAUACCCCACAUGCCUUCACUAAAUAGCCUUGAUCUGAGCUGGAAUCCUAUCAUUAUCCAGAGAGGAGGUGCAUGUCUUUUAUCAGCCCUAUGUGAUCACAACGCCUUGAAAAAACUAAAUUUGUCAGGGACUAAUAUCGCCCAUGCGGACUGUGAACAAUUAGCUCGACUCUUGUGUUCUAGUCAGUGCCUUGAAUCGUUGGAUGUCAGUGGCAACUUUCUCUCCUCUAACAGUGUCCACACUUUGCUUAGAGGACUUCAGCUAAACAGCUCUCUGACACAACUGGACGUAUCACACAAUAGCAUUUCCCUGGAGGCCAUGAUGACUCUAUGUACUUAUCUUGGAGACGAUGACAAAUGCAAACUGGAGACAUUGGAUCUGUGGGGCAGUAACAUUUCUCCAGAAUCAGCUAUUGAGCUAGCACACGGACUCAGUCGAAACUGUUCAGUGAAGGAGCUGAGCGUGUCGUACAAUCCACUUGGAGACAGUGGAGUGGCUGCCCUCGGUACUGCACUAGAAACAAACAAAACAAUCACUGAACUCGAGUUAUUUGACUGUUCCAUCACUACCGUUGGAGGAGCAGCACUGGCAUCAUCUCUGAUGGCCAACUCAACAAUAGAGGAGCUGAACAUUAGCCACAAUUCGUUAGGAGGAGAAGCCAUUCAACGAUUUGCUGAUCUAAUACAACACAACGACACAUUAAAGAGGCUAGAUACUAGCGAGGAUGACUCAUUAACUCAAUCUGAUAUUGAUAUCCUCUUCAAGAGUUUAGCAAACAAUCUAUCACUCGAAGAGCUGAGACUGCCAUAUUAUCUUAAAUUAGUUGAGGACACUGACCAGAGAGUGGUGUGGUGGUAGUAUAUAGUCUAUAAAUUAAAGGUGAAAGCACCCGGGUGCUGAUGCCUCUGUGGAGGCACCAAAGCUAUACGACAUGAAGCUUGGCUAUUUAUUUGUGCAAAAAGUGGGAA
Messenger RNA from Halichondria panicea, 2654 nucleotides. RefSeq lists its product as uncharacterized. Gene Ontology annotation, molecular function: protein binding. The transcript has 4 exons. Gene Ontology annotation, cellular component: plasma membrane; lamellipodium. The record is from RefSeq and is a predicted model, not a curated record. Gene Ontology annotation, biological process: regulation of Arp2/3 complex-mediated actin nucleation; cell migration. NCBI's taxonomy places the organism in Eukaryota, Metazoa, Porifera, Demospongiae, Suberitida, Halichondriidae. Bases 124 to 2544 code for a protein of 806 amino acids.